CGGAGCUUCAAAGAUCGAAUUAUGGUCAUUGGUGCUCUACGUUCAGUGCAGAACAAUCCAGCCAAUGUCCUGGAGAAAGGGAGCAAACGGAUCGACAGAGAACCGACAUCCCAUGUGCGACACCAUGACUCAGAGGGACAGCCAACGUUGCCCCUGGAUAAAAGCAGUGAGAUUAAUAAGACUUACAUCGUGUCAGCUAGUAAAAGAACACGAGGACCUCCAAUACCAUCCAAAUCUGAGUGUAGAUUAACCCUGCAGAGAAGAAAAACUGUUGAUAGAGGAAAUCCUAGUGUUCAUGAUGAUGUUAAUAGAAAUGCUGAUUCAAGUGAAGGAGAAAGAAGACUGGCGUUGCAACGCCGUACCAAGGGAGGUAACUCAGAAAGAGGAAUUGGUAUUUUAAAAGAAAAUGCACAUAGCCUGACGCAAAAUAUCACAAUCCAGGCAACAAGUAACCUUUCACAAACCAAUGGCACCAAUUCCACAGGUUUUAUAUCUUCCAGUCUUUCAUUAAUACAAAAUGUUGGAAAUGCCAGAAGCAACCUUUCUGCAACUGCAAAGCCAACUUCAAUUGGCAGGAAAAAGGAAAAUCCAGUAACUACUUCCUAUCGGCCAAAUUCAGUCAUGACUAUUAACAAAGUGCAAACCCUAAGCAAUCCAUCAAUAAUGCCUGUUAAAAGGAUGGUAUCUGGUAAAUCUGAUGACCACCAAGAAAAGGCAGAGGCAAUACCUUUCAAAAUGCCCUCCAAACAGAACUUAGAUAGAAAUGAAAUGUUAAAAACAGAUGAAAACAAAAUAACGAAGCCUGUUAAUCAGCAGGAAACUAAAAAUCAAAGUAAUUUUGUUAAAUCGAUGGCCAGAGACUUCCAAAAGAAACAACCGACAAUGGAAUCUGGGAUUAAUAACUUAAAAUAUUCUACAAAUGCAGUCGCAAAUUAUGGAGGUGAAAAACUACCAAGAAGUGGAAUGGUUACAAGAGGAACUCUGCGGCUAGCGGAGAUAUCAUCACCGAGCCUAUGUGCUGGGAAUGAAUGUUUAAAUGGAGUAGACAGUGCUGUCACCGUGGCUGUUCGAGUGAGACCUUUCAGCAAGAGGGAAGAAACUGAAAACGCACAGCAAAUAAUUUUCAUGAGAGGACAAGACACAAUUGUGCAACAUCCAGAAACAAAUCGCACUUACUCUUUUACUUAUGAUUUUUCCUUUUGGUCAUUUGAUGAGUUGCAUCCCGAAUUUUCAAACCAGGAAACUGUAUAUAAGAACAUAGGAUUCCCACUGCUAGAAAAAGCCUUUGAGGGAUACAACACCUGUCUGUUUGCAUAUGGUCAGACUGGUUCUGGAAAAUCAUACACGAUGAUGGGCUUCAGUGAUGAGGGGAUCAUUCCCAGGUUCUGUGAACAGUUAUUUACUAAAAUAGCAAAGCCUGAAUUGCAACAGAUCACAUACCAUAUUGAAAUGAGCUUUUUUGAAGUCUACAAUGAGAAAAUUCAUGACUUAUUGGUUGUUGGAAAUGGAAAGAUGCAAGCAAAGCAAUCUCUCCGAGUAAGGGAACAUCCAAUCUUUGGGCCCUACGUCGCUGAUCUUUCAUUGAAUGUUGUUACCUCUUAUGCAGAUAUCCAGGGUUGGCUGGAGCUAGGGAACAAGCAGAGAGCUACUGCAGCCACAGGCAUGAAUGAAAAGAGUUCCCGGUCUCACUCGGUUUUCACACUCAUUAUGACCCAGACCAAGACAGAAUUUGUUGAAGAGGAGGAACAUGAACACUGUGUGAUGAGCAAAAUAAAUCUAGUGGAUCUUGCAGGAAGUGAACGUUGUUUUACAUCUCAGACCAGUGGUGAUAGACUAAAGGAGGGUGUAAGCAUAAAUAAAUCACUCUUCACCUUGGGAAAGGUUAUAUCGGCACUUUCAGAAUAUUUUCAGGCUAAGAAGAAAGUUUUUAUCCCUUACAGGGAGUCAGUGCUAACAUGGUUACUGAAAGACAGCCUGGGUGGCAAUUCAAAAACGGCUAUGAUAGCGACCAUCAGCCCAUCUGCUUCUAAUGUCGAAGAGACUCUUAGUACGCUUAGAUAUGCCAAACAGGCUCGUCAGAUUAUCAACGUUGCAAAAGUGAAUGAGGAUUCGAGUGCAAAAUUGAUUAGAGAUCUGAAAAUAGAAAUUGAGAAGUUGAAAGCUGCCCAGAUGAGUAGCCAAGGAAUUCAGUCGGAGAGGUAUAAAGCAUCCCAAAAGGAAAUAAAAGCUCUGAAAUUGAAGCUGAAUCAACAGGAGAAGGAGAUGGCCGAAGCACAAAGGAGAUGGAGAGAGAGGUUGGACGAAGCAGAAAAGAGAAAACUUGAGGAAGCAAGAGAACUACAGAAAGCUGGAAUCACUUUUAAAGUGGAUAACAGUUUGCCAAAUCUUGUGAAUCUCAAUGAAGAUCCCCAGAUUUCAGAGAUGCUCCUGUACAUGAUAAAGGAAGGUCAGACAAGAGUGGGAAAGCAAAGACCAAACUCAAAGCAUGAUAUCCAGCUAUCUGGUGCACUCAUUGCUGAUGAUCAUUGUGUCAUACAAAGCCUAAAUGGUACUGUUAGUAUUGCUCCAAUUGGAGAAGCAAAUACUUAUGUCAAUGGAAACCUUAUAGCAGAAUCGAUAGUGCUACAUCAUGGGGACAGGGUGAUUAUGGGUGGUGAUCACUACUUCAAAUUUAACCAUCCUCUGGAGGUUCAGAGUGGACGAGCAUCUUCUGGGAGUGCACUGUUUGGAGAUGGUCCCAAAGAUUUUGAGUUUGCAAAAAAUGAACUUUUGCAAGCUCAACACGCAAGACUAGAAGUUGAAAUUGAAGAAGCACGAUUACAAGCCAAAAAAGAAAUGAUGCAGGGUAUUCAAGUUGCAAAGGAAAUGGCUCAGAAGGAGUUAUCUAGUCAAAAAUCACUCUAUGAGAACAAAAUAAAAGUGCUGGAAAAGGAAUUGAUGAAGGAAAGCCAAAAAAAUAUACAAAUUGAGGAGCUGCAGAAUGUAAGAAAGCAGCUUAAACAAGAGAUGCAAGUAAAUAGGCAACUUGAACAAAUGGUGGCAGUGAAUAGGAAGCGUCUGGAGCUGGAAGCCUUAGCCACCAGACAGGCUCUUGAAGAUCAUAAUAUACGCCAUGUAAAGUUUCUUGAUGCUCUGGAGGCAGAGAAGAGAAAGAUGACAAAAGAUUUGGAAAGAAUGCAGGAAGAACGAAGAAAGAGACAGGAGACUCAAAAUAGUGCUUCGUGUAAAGAUAAUUCAUACUGGAGGUCCAUGAAACUUUCAAUGAUGAUCCAGGAAGCUAACACCAUUAGCAUCAAUCUGAGAAAGCACACCGUCUUCUGUAGGCAUGAAGAAUCUAAUAAUGAAAAUAAAAACAUCCAAACUCCUGCUCGGGUGCAGGUUAAAAAUACUAAACUGGGCAUAAGCACGUUCUGGAGUCUCGAAAAAUUUGAAUGCAAGUUGAUAGCUAUGAGGGAACUUUAUCAGCAGGGUGAUACACACCCUGGAGAUGACGAUCUUUUUUAUGACCCAAAUGAUGACUGGGAAACUGAUGUAACCUCCUCUUCCACUUUCUCUAGAAGGCGAAGCAGAAGCUUUUUCAAAAGCAAACGAAUGUCUGGAUGUUUAGCCGGAAUCCAAGCUUUAACCAUUCAGAAUCUGAAAUCUGCACAUCCAACAGAUUUGCUGAACAUUUCUCAGAGUAUAAUAGCAGGAUCAGAGUCGACACUGCCCACUGUUUGUAAGGAACUCUUAGGUGAAGCUGUUGCUUUUCUAGGAAGAAGUAAUUUAUCACAGGAGAACAUUCCAGUAAGACUUAGCACUGACCUUCUAACAAUUCACAAAUGGACGAUGGAAAUCUCUCAAUCCUACGAACAGCUAGAUGAAGAAAGUCAACAAAGCUUGUUCACCAACAAUCGAGCCAUGCAGUCUUAUUGUGUCAGAGCCACAUCUGUUUUUGAAAGGGUCACAAUUCUGCUGAAGUUAUGGAUUGACACUGUCCCAGAAAACGAUUCCCUUGGGAUCAUUGAGGAUGAACUGCUUGGGGAAGUUAGAACAUUGGGUAGAAACUUACAAUUAUUAUUGCAAGGCUGUGAUUCAGACAUUUCUUCUAUGGUAAUGGAGGCUCAGGACAAAAUAAGCCAAACAAUUAGAAGGCUUGUAAAGCACAUAGGUCAUUUGGCAGCUUUCAUGAGUAUGGAGCUGCAUUUUGACGAAGAGAACAUAGAUGAUUCACCCAGUUACAAGAGGAGUAUAAUGGCCUGCCUUUUUGAAGGAGUAAAAUCUGGAAUGGAGAGUCUCUUGGAUACUGGUUUAAAAAAAAUCAAGGAACAUCAGAAGUUGUUGCAAAGACCAUCUUCAAAGUUGGAGGUAUUUCAGAGAUUAAAGAAGUGGAACAUGGCAUUGUCGGUGUCAUUACAAAACUAUCUUGUGGAACUUAAAAAGAAGAUGGGUACUCCAAUCAAGCAAUGUCCAACCUGGCACCCAAGGUCCAUCAAGAACUUGAGCAAUGUUGGUGCGGAAUUGGUGGAGUUUAAUGAAAGUUAUUACAAGAUGUACCAAAUGAUGACUGCUGUGUUGAGAGGUGAAAAUGCAGUUGAUGACCAGCUUAAGAAGUGCAUAGAAAUGGUUUGUUCAUCAGCAAUGAAUGUGGCUGGUAGAUUUAAUAUGCUAUGGAAUCCCUCACUCGAUGAAGUGAAUGCGUCUUCCAUCAGAGAAAGCAGUGCAGACAAGAAAGUACCUCAAUUAUUGAUCAGUGAAGUAGAGUUGGCUGCCAGCUCACUCCUUGAUUUAGUUGAAUUUCUCCAGAAUGAGAAAGCAAAUUCUAGUUGUACUGAAAGCAAUGAAAAAAUCAAGGCUUCCGCAGAUGCUGACUCUGGUACAUUGUAUGACAGAGGAGUUAAGAAAACUGUAUAUGCACUCCAAGGAGCAGCUUCAACUUCAGAGAAACCUACACAUGUUGUACAAUGGGUUUGAUAGAUUCUUGCAAAAUUAUAUUUUAAAAAUGUCAAAGUUUGCUUCACUGUAAAUUAAAAUUGUUUGUUUUUUUUUCCAUUAAUCUCCAAUUUUUGUAUGCUCUCUGGGUACUAUAUUUACAACAGAGAAAAGAAUAUAUUUACUUUUCCUGCAAACCUCUAACUAAAAACACUGGUAGAUAAUAUAUUCGAAGUACUUUAGUGGUAUUCUUCAGCUGGCAAGAAGGCUUUGAAAGUGACCCGAGGUAAUAGUGUAAAUUGUAUGGAACUGUAGAUCUACUCCUUGGUGCUUCCACUUGUUUAGGUGGUUACCAUUGAUAGUGUGCUCUGUAGAGGGAGAUCUGCAUUAUUUGGGUCUGGGUCAGUGCUCUGAUGGUCUUGGUCACGUACCACACGAUCACAAACCUUUGAAGGAAGGAAAAAGGCUUUCUUUUGAUCUAUGGUGAUAAGGGUUUGGAAAAGUUCUAAACACCAUAUAACUUGCUGGAUAGCAAUGAAAGAUUAAGUUCCUGCUUUUCCUGAUCAUUAUUUACUUGCAAAUUUAGGUUUAACAUUGACUUUCAAGCUCAUACCUACUUCUCCCAAACUAAAAUUAGAAGCACAAAAACUCAAUAAAUGGUGCAAUAGAAUUAGAGUUUACUGAAUCAGUAUGUCUUCCAACAGCUUUGAGUAUUGAAAGCUCAUAACAUGGUCAUCUGAGAUUUCUACAGAGCUGACACUAUUAAUCUAGACAGACACACCCGUUAUCGUUUGUGUUUUCUAUCUUGGUACCAAAAAUUUUUUAAAAACCUGUUGUUAAUGAUAUGCGAUGAUCUUCCUUAUCAUUUUUUCCACAAUCCCACUCUACUUCUUGAAUUAAAAAUAAUAUCAAUGACACCGUGGGUUUGCAUGCGGAACACUUGUUACAACUCAGUGUCAUGAAUAAUAGGUACAUGCUUUCUGUCAUAAAGUCAUUGCAUGACAUUAACCUGGUACAUGUAAAACUAUUGCCAGAGCCAACAUUGACUGUAUUAUGCAAUCUCUGAAAUAGUUAAUACAGCAAAUUAGAAUAUGUGUGUUAGUGCGGUUGUGUUGUGGACCAAGUUGCAUUUUUCAAAGUGAAGUUAAAGAAAAUCUACUCUGGGCUGGCAACUCCAGAGUCUUUAAGACUGUAAAUGAGUGUCAAAAUAUAACACAUCUGGGCAUUAAUAUUCUUCCUCUUGGUAAACAGGAAAUGCAUCCUAUUUAUAAUGUUGUGUUUUGUAUAAUUUUUGAAGUCGAAAGAAAGCACAAUGUUAUGAGAAUGGAGUUGAUGAACUUAAACUGGCUACGCUGUUCAUAUUUUCUGCUGUGUGGGCUUUGAAUAAAAGAAAGUCCAUGUAGUUAGACAAUACUAUGCAAGCAUUACAGGGUCCUGCAAUUAAACAAUAUGUCAGUCUUGAAAUGAUAAAAGCAAAUCAGAUAAGUUGCAAAGCAAGACUUUUUACAGCAAUUAGGACAAGGUUUUAUAUAUUGGCACCAAAACACAUGCAUUUUGACUUUACAGAUCUGUAUUCAAAAAGUGCCUUAUUUCUUAUGAUCAUGUCAUUCUAAGUACAGGGAAAUCCAUCAACAUUACUAAUAAAGUAUUAUUUUGAUCCUAAUGUUGAGAUUCCUUUUUAAAAUUAUUUUGUCUUUUAUCAAUUUAACAAACCAUGCAUGAGCGAAAUGUUUGAUAUUAAAUAUUAUUCCAAGAUACUUCACAUUGUUUCAUAGAUUAAUAUGCUUUCUGUAUCCUGAGUAAUAAGUAAUGGCACUUGUGCAGAAAUGGUAACUAGCAUUCAGACAAUUCUUCCUCCUUUUACCCAUCCCUAUGAAGAAGGGAUGGAUAAACAGCAGAACAGAUGUCAUGAAAAUCAUUACACAUCCAGUCGUCAGCUGCAGAAUGGCAUUUAUGGCAGCCAGGCAUUGACUGCAUUUUUUA
Messenger RNA from Stegostoma tigrinum, 6894 nucleotides. It is a transcript of the gene kif14, whose product is annotated as kinesin family member 14. The coding region runs from base 22 to 4953 and encodes 1643 amino acids. Gene Ontology annotation, biological process: microtubule-based movement. Gene Ontology annotation, molecular function: ATP binding; ATP hydrolysis activity; microtubule binding. The record is from RefSeq and is a predicted model, not a curated record. The transcript has 30 exons. NCBI's taxonomy places the organism in Eukaryota, Metazoa, Chordata, Chondrichthyes, Orectolobiformes, Stegostomatidae. Gene Ontology annotation, cellular component: microtubule; kinesin complex.